GUUAUCCGCAAGCGACUCCUGAUCGAUGGCGAUGGUGCUGGUGACGACAGGCGGAUCAAUUUGUUGGUGAAGAGUUUCAUUAAGUGGUGUAAUUCCGGAUCUCAAGAGGAAGGUUACAGCCAGUACCAACGAAUGCUGAGUACUUUAUCACAAUGUGAAUUUUCAAUGGGAAAAACUCUUCUGGUAUAUGAUAUGAACCUGAGAGAAAUGGAAAAUUAUGAAAAAAUCUAUAAGGAUAUAGAAAAUAGUAUAGCUGCAGCACAUGAGAAGAUUGCUGAAUGCAAAAAACAAAUCCUGCAAGCAAAAAGGAUUAGAAAAAAUCGCCAGGAAUAUGAUGCAUUGGCCAAAGUCAUACAACACCAUCCAGACAGACAUGAAACACUGAAGCAGCUAGAAGCUUUGGGAAAAGAACUGCAACAUCUUUCUCACAUUAAAGAAAGUGUUGAAGAUAAGUUGGAGCUGAGAAGAAAGCAGUUCCAUGUUCUCCUGAGCACUAUCCAUGAACUUCAGCAAACCCUGGAAAAUGAUGAAAAACUUUCAGAAGCUGAAGAAUCUCAAGAAACUCAGAUGGAAACAGAGACCAAACAGUAGAUGUAAUAUGAAGACUGACUCCACUAUUGAAGAACUUCCAUGUGUCUUCACUUUGUGUUGGAACCAACAGUAAGAGACCCAGAGCUGAAAAAUAGUUUUCUACUGCUUCUGUGAAUUUUUAUACAAAAAUACUUGUUUUGCUUAUGCUUCAGGGGAAAACAGUUACAGAUCUGUGCAGAGAGGCACUUUGCAUUAAUCCACAACCUUUGUUAUUUGUGACAAGAAGUACCUACCUUGUUUUACAAAGGAUGAAGCUUCUGCACAGUACUUGUGAACUAAAGUGUUUGCAAAACAUUGCCAAUAAAAGGUGUUU
This is a messenger RNA of Antrostomus carolinensis (chuck-will's-widow), 904 nucleotides long. It is a transcript of the gene THOC7, whose product is annotated as THO complex subunit 7. NCBI's taxonomy places the organism in Eukaryota, Metazoa, Chordata, Aves, Caprimulgiformes, Caprimulgidae. The record is from RefSeq and is a predicted model, not a curated record. The transcript is spliced from 7 exons. Gene Ontology annotation, biological process: mRNA export from nucleus; mRNA processing. The coding region runs from base 133 to 591 and encodes 152 amino acids. Gene Ontology annotation, cellular component: THO complex part of transcription export complex.